This is a messenger RNA of Vicia faba (fava bean), 420 nucleotides long. Lineage: Eukaryota; Viridiplantae; Streptophyta; Magnoliopsida; Fabales; Fabaceae. The record is from the annotation of a GenBank genome assembly.
AUGAAUGCUGGGUUGUUAUCAGGUUUUGGACUGGAAAAUCUGCUUUUUCCAAAGGUUUCAAACUUAGGUGUCUGCUUUAAUCUAAGCUUGGGAAAUCUGCUUUUUACUAAGCGCCCUUCAUGUCCAGUUAGUGCCUUAUCCAAAGCUGAGGCGGACUCCCAAUUCGAGGAGUAUGGGAAGAAGAUUUCUUUUGGAGGGUUAGUUCCCAUUUAUGAUGUCUUUAAGGAAUUCCAGACGGAUCCCAUUGAAAGUCCAAAGCCGGACUUGUUCAUUGGGAAAAUUGGGUGGUAUCACUUUGCAGACACUGCUCUUUACUACAAAGGCAGUUUCUGGAGCAUUGUCAAGUGUGUUCGGGUAGAGUCUGUUCUCAAAGCAACACAAAACUACCCAGAUGACCGUGAUUACACUAGCGAAUGGUGA